Messenger RNA from Hyalella azteca, 457 nucleotides. RefSeq names its product small nuclear ribonucleoprotein F-like (gene SmF). The transcript has 2 exons. Gene Ontology annotation, cellular component: U1 snRNP; catalytic step 2 spliceosome. NCBI's taxonomy places the organism in Eukaryota, Metazoa, Arthropoda, Malacostraca, Amphipoda, Hyalellidae. The annotation marks the transcript as partial. The record is from RefSeq and is a predicted model, not a curated record. Gene Ontology annotation, biological process: mRNA splicing, via spliceosome; spliceosomal snRNP assembly. Gene Ontology annotation, molecular function: RNA binding.
UUCCCUUUAUUAGCUUAUCUGUAUAAUAAUGUCUUGUGUCUUCCUCAGGCUGCUGUUGUCCCCACUCCCAUCAACCCAAAGCCCUUCCUGAACCAGCUCACUGGUCAGGCUGUGGUGGUGAAGCUAAAAUGGGGCCAUGAGUACAAGGGCAUCCUUGUGUCCGUUGAUGGAUAUAUGAACAUGCAGCUUGCCAACACUGAAGAAUACAUUGAAGGCCAAAGCACAGGCAGCUUGGGUGAAGUUUUGGUGCGCUGCAAUAACGUCCUCUACAUCAGAGGGGCUGAAGAGGAUGAUGAGGAAGACGGACAAAUGAGAGAAUAAUUGGACCCUUCACUCCCCUCUAGGCCUCAUGAUCUCAUCACUUCCCGUUAUUUAGUUAGGGGAGACUACGUAUCUCAACUGGAGACUACGUAUCUCUCAACAUAUUGAGUAAAAUGGAAUGAAUGCUCGAACAAAA